This is a messenger RNA of Penicillium expansum, 1623 nucleotides long. Its product is annotated as glycoside hydrolase family 32 protein. The record is from RefSeq and is a predicted model, not a curated record. Gene Ontology annotation, biological process: sucrose catabolic process. Gene Ontology annotation, molecular function: sucrose alpha-glucosidase activity. The transcript has 2 exons. NCBI's taxonomy places the organism in Eukaryota, Fungi, Ascomycota, Eurotiomycetes, Eurotiales, Aspergillaceae. The coding region runs from base 1 to 1623 and encodes 540 amino acids.
AUGGGCCUUUUCCGCACAAUGGCACUGGGUCUUCUCGCCGGGACGGCAGCCGGCCUGAACUAUACCGAACCAUACCGUCCUCAAUAUCAUUUUUCCCCUGCCGAAAACUGGAUGAACGAUCCUAGCGGACUAUUAUUUCACAAUGGCACCUACCAUCUCUUCUUCCAAUAUAACCCUGCUGGUAUUGAAUGGGGGAAUAUGUCAUGGGGUCAUGCAACAAGUAAAGAUUUGACCCACUGGGAAGAGCGCCCUGUUGCUCUACUUGCUCGUGGAUAUCCUGAGAAUGUCACCGAGAUGUACUUCACGGGAAGUGCGGUAGCAGAUGUGAACAACACGAGUGGCUUCGGGGUUGAGGGAAAGAUUCCUUUGGUCGCCAUGUAUACUUCUAUGUAUCCGGUCUCACAAGAGCUUCCAAGCGGCAAACGUGUUCGAGCAGAGCAGCAAUCUCAGUCAAUCGCGUAUAGUCUCGACGAUGGCGAGACCUGGACAACAUAUGAUACUGAGAACCCCGUGAUUCAAAACCCACCCUCUCCUUAUGCAGCAGAAUUCGAAAAUUUCCGGGAUCCCUUCGUCUUCUGGCAUGGUGAUACACAGAAAUGGAUUGCUGUCACAGUUUUAGCAUCACUCCACAAAAUUCUAAUAUGGAGUUCCGACAACCUCAAAGAAUGGUCUUUGGCCAGCGAAUUCGGACCAUACAAUGCUGUCGGUGGCGUAUGGGAGUGUCCCAAUCUGUUUCAAAUGCCUAUCAAAGGACACCCAUCAGCCAAGAAAUGGGUAAUGGUUUUGGGACUCAACCCUGGUGGUCCACCUGGCACUGUUGGAUCAGGGACACAAUACUUCAUUGGCGACUUCAACGGCACUAAUUUCAAGGCCGAUCCUUCUAGCAUCCAUCCAGAUAACAAGACUGCCAAUUGGAUGGAUUGGGGUCCUGACUUCUAUGCCGCCGCCAGUUAUAACGGACUUCCUGAUGGAGACGUGGUCCAGAUCGCAUGGAUGAAUAAUUGGCAGUAUGGUGCGACAAUCCCAACAAGCCCUUGGCGAAGCGCCAUGUCUGUUCCCCGCCAGUUGUCUUUGAAGAAGAUUGAUGGGAAGGUAACCCUUCUUCAACAACCGCAACAUAGCUGGCGGAGUGUUUCCAGUCACCGGACCUCGAAACAUUCCUGGAAAACCGUAUCGAAAGGAUCAACCAAGCUUGGCUCUCCGGGCAAGGCAUUUAAGAUUGACUUGAGCUUUUCUGAUCAUGACUGCAAGAAUCCUCUGGCAUCUACGUUUGCGAUAGCCGUCCGUGGUAGCUCUGACUUAAAGCAAGAAACACUCAUUGGGUACAACUUUACCAGCAAAGAGAUCUUUGUGGAUCGGCGAAAUUCAGGAGUUGUAUCUUUUGAUAAGACAUUUGCAAGUCUGUAUCACGCACCACUGCCAGCGAGCGCGGAUAAACGUAUUAAUUUGCAGAUCUUCGUGGAUUGGUCUAGUGUUGAGGUCUUGGGGGGUCAAGGAGAGGUCUCUUUGACGGCUCAGAUAUUCCCAGAGGGAAAUGCAACGGAAGCACGACUUGUUUCAACGGAUGGAGUGACGCAGGAUGUCAGGCUUCGGAUUAACGGGAUGAGUUCGGCGUGGCACUAG